This is a messenger RNA of Cuscuta epithymum, 306 nucleotides long. Lineage: Eukaryota; Viridiplantae; Streptophyta; Magnoliopsida; Solanales; Convolvulaceae. The record is from the annotation of a GenBank genome assembly.
AAAAGCCCUGUAUGGUCUGAAACAGGCACCGAGAGCUUGGUAUGAAGCAUUGUCAGAUUUUCUUGUUGAAUCAGGCUUCUCGAAGGGAAAGAUAGAUCUAACUCUCUUCAUCAAAAGGCACAAGGGUGACAUCAUGCUGAUACAAAUUUAUGUUGACGACAUCAUCUUUGCCUCGUCGAAUCCAAAUUUCUGUAAAAAGUUCAGCAACCUGAUGCACACCAAGUUCGAGAUGAGUAUGAUGGGAGAGUUGAACUUCUUUCUAGGGCUUCAGAUCAAGCAAAUUCCAGACAGAAUAUUCAUCAAUCA